UUGUCUCUCAUUUCUGAUCACCCUUAAUCUGUUUGGGUGUGUGUGGGUAGAAGAGUCUCAGACACAUGUUUUUAUUUGUAUUUUUGUAUUUGGUUGUAUGUUGAUUUUUUGAUGUUAAGAGGUAAUAGGUUUUGAGGAAGGGGAGGAUAGAGAGAUAGAGAGAGAGAGAGAGAGAGGCAUUUAGAGAAGAGUAAUGAGAGAAAUGAGUAGUAGUAGAGUUGCAAAAAUGGGAACAAUCACAGAAGCUUUAGAAUGCUCUCUCCAAAAAUGUUCCUUAACCCAUAAUCACCACCACCACCACCAUCAUCAUCAUCAAACUCAUCAACAACCUCUAAUUUCUUCUUCUUUUUCUUCUUCUUCUUCUUCUUCUUCUUCUUCUUCUAUUCAUCAGCAUCAUCAUCAAUCAACCUCUUUGGAUCUCAACUCUCAUCUCUCUUUGCCUUACCAUUGGGAGCAAUGCCUUGAUUUAAAGACAGGGGAGAUAUACUACAUAAAUUGGAGGAAUGGAAUGAAGGCAAAGGAAGAUCCAAGGUCUACAAUAAUAGAUGAAGAUUAUCAAGAUGAUGAAUAUAGUGAAGAUUAUUGUUAUUACUACUCAGACGACAACCAUGAGGAAGAGGAGGAGGAUGAUGAUAUUAGCUCUUACGACAGUGAAGAGUCGUCAACGGAAUCGACAAACAUGAUGAUGAUGAAGAAGAAGAAGAAGAAGAAGACGUUUGUGGUUGAAGAAGGAGAAGAAGAAAAAGAUGUAUUGGUGGUUGGAGGUUGCAAGAGAUGCCUAAUGUAUUUUAUGGUUCCAAAACAUCUUCAAGAUUGCCCUAAAUGCAACAAUGGUCAGCUUCUCCAUUUUGAUCGCUCUCAAAAUCACAUUAUUCCAUGAACUCUUAUCAUUAGACGACAAAUUAAUUAAUAUUUUCAAUUUCUCA
Molecule: messenger RNA, 926 nt
Organism: Cucumis melo (muskmelon)
Lineage: Eukaryota; Viridiplantae; Streptophyta; Magnoliopsida; Cucurbitales; Cucurbitaceae
Product: protein CURLY FLAG LEAF 1-like
Exons: 2
Coding region: 194-880 (228 amino acids)
Molecular function (GO): protein binding
Source: RefSeq, a predicted model, not a curated record